Messenger RNA from Chenopodium quinoa (quinoa), 489 nucleotides. RefSeq lists its product as uncharacterized. The record is from RefSeq and is a predicted model, not a curated record. Lineage: Eukaryota; Viridiplantae; Streptophyta; Magnoliopsida; Caryophyllales; Amaranthaceae. Gene Ontology annotation, molecular function: nucleic acid binding; RNA-DNA hybrid ribonuclease activity. Bases 1 to 489 code for a protein of 162 amino acids. The transcript is spliced from 3 exons.
AUGGAUGAGGGAGAUAGAAGAGAGAACCUGAUAAGAAUUGAAAAGGAUGUUGUCCAAGGGAAGGGAAAAGCAAUUGCUGUUGAUAAGCCUCCAAGAUGGAUCCGGCCACCUCCAGGUUUUGUGAAGCUCAAUGUGGAUGGAGCAUGGAAGAGCUCUUCAGAGGCAGCAGGAAGGGGAGUCAUUAGAACCCCUUCGGGGGAUGCUGAGCUCUAUGCUAUAAGAGAAGGUCUGGAGAUGGAAAAAGAAUUCAAGAUAAAGUUCAUGGAAGUCGAAACUGAUGCAGAAGUGUUAACUCGCAUGCUAUUCUCUGCCACAACUAAUCCUCAUCAUGAAGCCGCAGCUGUUCUGCUAGAUGUUGCUCAUUUGCUUUGCCUGAAGAGCUGGACAGUUUACGUAGUCCAUAUCCCUAGGGAAAGGAACAAGGUGGCUCACAAGCUGGCACAGUAUGCCAUGAACAUGACCCUGGGAUGGUACCCUGUUAGAAAUUGA